GGAGUUCCCCUUCUUCGUACCCUCUGUGGAGAUCCGGAGCUCGGGUUCGACUUUGUGGCUACUGUCGUGCGGUCCAACUUUGCCGGGGUCAAAGUAGGUUCGACCAGAGGAGGUACUGGUCACACUUCUAACAGCGGGAGCCAGUCGUAGCAGGCAAGUGUCAAAGUUCUUUGGUUUUGAAACUUUUCCAUCACCGGAGACACUUCGGGGGAAGAAAAUGGCAGACAGCGAUGAGCAGCACGUUUCUUCCACCACUCUGUUUAGCGACGAGCUGCACCACUACCAGGCCGAACGGAACCUCGACCUGGACCAGCCGAAAGCGGAGCUCUUCAACGCGGUUGAAGAUGACAUUGUAGACUUGGUCGGCGGGGCAAGGGACGCCUUGGAGCGGCACAAAGCUGAAGAUAGUGCGCCACGGGAGUUCACAGAAACUUCUGAAGAAGAGCCGGAACCGUUACCCGAACCAGAACCGGUGUCAGUGCCAGAACCCAAGCCCAGGGCGGAGAAUGCGAUCCCAGACUCCACCAACUCUUCUCUUGUUCCCGAGAAUCAGUUGAUUGCUGAGGAGGCUGAGGUCGUGGCUCCCAAAGCCGAACCGGAGAGUACCAAGCCCGUCCCGGAGCCACAGGCUGUCCGUGAGCCAGAACCUGCCGCGGAGAGCGACGCCCUCCCAGCGGCUGAACCGCGGAAAGCAGCAGAUCAACCUGCGGUGACGAAGGAACGACCGGCUACGGCAUCUUAUGUACCUUCUCUUUCUACAGCUCAACCUCUUCCUCUGAUGCAAUUCCCUACAGCACUUGGGCAGAAGGGUGACUCCCCUGCUCCCAUCUCUCCUGUCUCCCCUCUUCACUCCCCCGACUCUCUGGAAGAGCUCUCUCUGACUGAGAGUCCCAACCAGCCCCCUGCUCUGGGAUCUGCUGCACCUUUGGGUCCCUUCUCCACCAAAGCCCCUACUGAUCAAUCCAAGGACAUGCUUUGGGAGAGUGAAGAGGGUGACUCUGGACCCGACCAUAGUAAGAAUAAGGAAGACCUGCUAGAUGGGUUAGCUGCUCCUUACCUAAGUUUAGGGAAAGACCCAGGGCCUUAUAACGCAUGUGAGGACAGCGGAGUUUCCUUUUCACCUGAAGAGAAGCUAAUGAGCUCAGAUAGGUCAUCAGACACUGGUCAUUCCCCUGUGAACCCCAAGGUGAUGGUCCAUGAAUCUGACCUUGCACCCUCUAACCCAACAGAGCACUGGGAUUCACCACUGCUAGCAUCUCAAGACAGUGCCAAGGUCUCCAUGGAUAAUCUCUCCAAGGACUCAGCCUCUAUUGGCUCUUCUAGGUAUGAGGCAGACCUGCAUAGCAACCAGUCUGAUGAAGAUGAUGACUUGAUGUAUGAGGUGAAGAAGAAUAAUCCAUUUGAGGGUUACUCCCCACUGGCAGAUAGUGGCUACUCCCAUUUUGGAGACUCAAAAUCUGAUAGCAGGACCUCAAAAAUGUCAGAGAGUCCAACACCAGACCUGGUGCAGUAUGGGCAGACUGGGGAAUCCCAGGAUAGCCUGCUAUCUUUUACAGAUGAGGGGAAAACUCUGGAGAUGGGCAAGAUGACUGCGGAGUCAGUCAUGAAGUCUGUCAAUCAGUUCUCAUCCAGUUUUAAAGAUAAUGAUGCAGAGGAAGAAGAUGAUCCUGCUUUGCCAACAUCGCUUCCAGACAUCCUGAAGUCUUCUCCCCUUAACACUGACAAAAUGGAUUCUGGAUCUUCUGAGGGAAGCCCCGAGGAGCAGAGUCCUAUCCUAGAACGUAGGAUGAUGGAGUCCCCCAACCCUCCAAUCAAUCUCUCAGCCAACAAUCCAUUUGUGUUUGAUGCCAAAGUGUCCCUGCUGAAGGAGAUGGCUGAGGAAAUGGAAGAGAGAGCUGCUGACAAAGCAAAAGUCCAAGAGGAUCAAAUCUUUGGAGCCUUUGACCUUGUCAAAGAGGCGGGAGAAACGACACCAACUAAGGUCAAGGAAGAGGAAACUGUCACAAUUGACCAGAAAUACUGGUUCUCAAGUCAUGAUUCUCCUAAAAUGACCGAAAAUUUUGAGUCACUUGACUUUCAAAAUAACACAGCAGCAGCUGAGGAUUCAGAUUCAGAAUCGCCGACAGCAGACUCUUUGUCUCCAGUCUUAGAAGCUAUGGCCAAAAACCCUGCCAGCUUCCAAGUGGAAAUUGAGAGGAAAGACCUGAAGAUGGAGGUUGAGGAGGCAGAAGUUGCUGAGGAGGUCUCUGAGCAUGAGGUGUCCUCUGAGGAGUUCGAGUUCAUUGAGCGGCCACCCAGAGGUGUCAUUGAUGAGUUUCUAGAGGCUCUAGAUACUUCAAAGUUUGCUUCCUCCAAGGCCCCAGAGAUUUUGAUGGAUGAUGAUCUCAGCUUUGGGCACAAAGAUGUGUCUCCGGUUUCUGCUCUGCCUUUGAAGCCCCCACCCCCAGAGGCUGAAGAGGUACCAAGUCAGAGCUCCUACCUCCUCCUCACCCAGGCCUCCACCCAGAAGGGCAAGGCUGAGCUGGAGAAGCCUGACACUCAGCAGCCCCCACCCCAAGCUCCACCUGCCCAUUCCCCAAUUCGCAAAGCAGAGGAAGCAGCCACUAAGAAGAAUGUGGAGGGCGGCAAUCUGUUUAAGAUGCCAAGCGUGAACAUACAAGCAGUGGUGGACCUUCUAUACUGGCGCGAUGUGAAGGCCACGGGCGUGGUGUUCGGUGCUGGCCUCCUGCUGCUCCUUUCCCUGACGGUGUGCAGCAUCGUAAGUGUCAGCUCGUACAUCGGCCUGGCUCUGCUCUCAGUGACCAUCUGCUUCAGGAUAUACAAAGGCAUCCUGCAGGCCAUCCAGAAGUCAGAUGAGGGGCAUCCAUUCAAGCAGUACCUGGACCACGAUGUGUCACUAUCUGAGGACAUGGUCCACAAGUACAGCGACAUUGUUCUCGCCAAACUCAACAAGAUCACCGUUGAAUUAAGGCGUCUGUUCCUGGUUGAGGACCUGGUGGAUUCUAUCAAGUUUGCUGUGUUGAUGUGGAUCCUGACCUAUGUCGGUGCCUUGUUCAACGGCCUCACUCUUCUCAUCCUGGGCCUGAUUGGAGCUUUCAGCUGCCCGAUUAUCUACGAGAAGCACCAGGCUCAGAUUGACCAUUACCUGGCUUUGGUCAACAACCAGAUCAAAGAUGUCGUCGGAAAGAUCCAGACGAAGGUGCCGGGGAUGAAGCGUAAAACAGAGUGAAGGUCACGACAGGUCGGGUUUGACUCGAGGACGUCCAGAGGGAAGGUUGCGAUGUAAAGAAAGGCUGGAGGAGAGGAGGGGUCUGGCGUGUUCGCAGCCCUUCUAACUUUAUUUGUCAGAAAUACAGAAACACUUUUUUCCCAGUUUCCCUUUUUUGUGUUUUGUGGACACGUUGAAGCUGGUUCAUGAGGCUGUGGUCGGCUCGAUAUUACGUCUUUGUUUUAAAUUGAACUCUGAAACAUUUGUUUCUGUGAGAGGUCAAAACUCAUAGGAACAAAUUCUUCUCCCCUUGACUCCCCCUCUCCACCCAGUGCAUUGUGGGAGGCCACCUGCGCCUCCAUCAUCAGCUUCUUUUUCUUUGUUGUCUUGUUGGUGUUGACAAACGAGGGCAAGCGGCAGGCGGCUCCUGCUGAACUACAAGUAUUUAGUGAUUUUUUUAUUUUGUUCAUGGUGACGUUGGGGUUUAACCAUCAAAACAUUAAUGGCUUCUGAGUAACAGCUAGAACAUCUAGAAAACUAUCAGACAAAUAAACACAUGCUCUCAUCCAAGUGGUUAUUUCCGCGUCAUCGCAGCUGUGUAGAAAUCUCUGGAAGGGAACGUUUACAUCCAUCACAUUAGAUUAAAUAUUGAGAAGUAAAACAUAACCAUCCUGUCUGUGGAGCCGACAUCUUAAUAAAGUUACUACUUGACGUGACUUUUGAAACCUUAAAGCAUUUGUUUGUUAUGCAAGUAAAAUUGUGAAUGAUAAACUUCAUAUUUCAAUUGUGACGAUUAAAGCUUCCAGGCGGGAGCCGUGUUUGUGGAAUGCGUUGUGAGAUGUAAACUAUUAUCAAUAAAGCUUCUAGACGAAGGAA
This is a messenger RNA of Betta splendens (Siamese fighting fish), 4084 nucleotides long. RefSeq names its product reticulon 4a (gene rtn4a). NCBI's taxonomy places the organism in Eukaryota, Metazoa, Chordata, Actinopteri, Anabantiformes, Osphronemidae. Gene Ontology annotation, cellular component: postsynaptic density; neuron projection. The transcript has 9 exons. The record is from RefSeq and is a predicted model, not a curated record. Bases 218 to 3229 code for a protein of 1003 amino acids. Gene Ontology annotation, biological process: neuron differentiation; brain development; endoplasmic reticulum tubular network formation.